UCUCGCCGCUUAGGUAUUGCGCCCAUCCUCACGUACGCAGAUACCGUUUUAUGGAACUGGGAAAAAUGCGACCUCUCGCUCCCCGUUUCGCGGACGAACAUUCGGAUGGUUGAUCUCCUCACUGGCUCACCUCAAGAAGAGCUUUUCUUCCGCACAUCAGCCAUGAUUGAGAUUCGUGGUUGGGAGGCUCUCGACGCCAUGGCGAAUUGUAUCGUUGACUCGCAGUCCCUCCGGUGCUCGUCAGAAUGGGGCCCAGGCAUCGAUGCCGAGGCCCCGGCUUCUAAUUUGGCAUUCCAUUUAGAACGCCUUGGGAAGACACUAGACGAUAUGACCUGGAUCCUGAAGGAUAUUCGACGGGGGCUCGAUCCUGAUUUCUUCUACAACAAGUUCCGUCCUUGGAUUCAGGGAGCUGAUCAAGGAGCGGACUCCCCCAGCUGGUUGUAUGAAAGCGUUGACGGAACUGGCCUUCUGCUGCAACCAUCGGGGCCGUCUGCCGGACAGAGCGCGUUGAUGCAGUCGUUCGAUGCUUUUCUUGACGUCCUUCAUCCUCAUUCAAAGCUCAACUUAGGAGGGGGAUGCACAAGGUUCAAUGCUUCGUUGGACCCGAAUAAUCUUACUUUGGGACCACUUCCAGAGGGCCAUCCCUCUUUGUCUGGCAGUCUGUCUCAAAAGUCCUCAGUAUCGCUGACGCCCCUAACGCCCCCGGAAACCCCUGCUUACUCGCCUGCAGUCGACGCCUUUAAUGUUUCGAGGCUCCUGGUCUCGCUCCCCACCCAGCCUGAGGGUGCCAUCACUUCGGGCCCUAAGAGUGCCGUAGAUACUUCGUUCAAUGCUCGCAUGAGAAGUUAUAUGACGCAGGGCCAGCAAGACUUUCUCAGCUGGCUCCGGGAACACUCUAUUCGUCCUUUCAUCGAGAGUCUUCACUUUUCCGACUCAUCGCCUUCCACUGACUAUCUCUCAACUUGCCAAAAAGCCACCAUCAUCCAAGCGUAUGAUGCGUGCCUCAUGGCCCUCAAGCGAUGGCGCGAUGCUCACAUUCUCAUCGUCACUGAAUACGUCAUCAUCCCUGCUCGUAAACCUACGUCUAUCCUGUCACAUAUCCCUUCAUGGAAGUCUGGCGAUGUGGAGGAGCCCAAAGCCGUCCGAGGCACUGGUGGGACAUCCCUUAUCCCACUUCUCAAGAUUUACCGGGAUAAUACCCUACGCGCAUUGCUGUCCCCAUUGAGAUUGUAUUAGAGUUCAUCUAAUUAUCCUUAUACAUUUUAUUGGUUUUUUCCCUUUCCCUUAUUUAAGUCGAAGCUUUGGUUAUGGUCUGAUUGAUGUUUAUUUGUUGUAUAUGGUGUCAACUGUACUGUAAUUUACAUGUGAUAAUACCCAACAUACGAUUUUCCUUCAUCUUUUAGUGAGGCGAGGUCGACAUAAAGAACUCGUUGAUUCUUUUUAGAGUCGAACGCGAUGGGUUGGCCUCG
Molecule: messenger RNA, 1469 nt
Organism: Cantharellus anzutake
Lineage: Eukaryota; Fungi; Basidiomycota; Agaricomycetes; Cantharellales; Hydnaceae
Product: Indoleamine 2,3-dioxygenase
Exons: 3
Coding region: 106-1236 (376 amino acids)
Biological process (GO): 'de novo' NAD+ biosynthetic process from L-tryptophan
Cellular component (GO): cytoplasm
Molecular function (GO): metal ion binding; indoleamine 2,3-dioxygenase activity; heme binding
Source: RefSeq, a predicted model, not a curated record